Molecule: messenger RNA, 4440 nt
Organism: Brachypodium distachyon (stiff brome)
Lineage: Eukaryota; Viridiplantae; Streptophyta; Magnoliopsida; Poales; Poaceae
Product: protein JINGUBANG
Exons: 2
Coding region: 2904-4145 (413 amino acids)
Molecular function (GO): protein binding
Source: RefSeq, a predicted model, not a curated record
UUCCUGGGGAAUACCUGUGCUCCAAGCAAGCCACUAUUUCCAAAGUAAUAUAGUGCAGGGACAACUAGUGGCCAUCAAAGAGAUAAUGUAUGUCCACUGGCUUCUUCUUUCUUACACGAGGCAUGAAGCAUAAUUUUCUUUAGUUGUUCAUUUGGAGGGUGGACGUGAAGUAAUUGUUUGUAUGGGCCUAACUAGAUGGCUGGGAAUCCUAACGCAGGGAGCAUCUUGAAGGGAACUUUCACUGGAGGACUGCUCUUGAUAAAUUAACUGAACACUGGCUAGGGAGGUCAAGUGAGAUAUAUUUUUAGAGAGAAUUAAUAUACGACAUAUUUGAAACUGCUACAGGUAUGCGAAUGAUGCACACUUACUUUCGCAUCGGAGGAGUAGCCGCUGAUCUACCUUAUGGAUGGAUCGAGAAAUGUAUAGAUUUCUGUGAUUUUCUGAAAUCCGAAUUUCUGAAAAAUGGGUAGGAUAAACAUUAAACAUGCAACUGAAAUGACAAAACCUGAAAUAAAGUAACCUUCGAUUGGUGUUUCAACAGUAAAAGGUAAACUUCACUUUUACACUCGUCGUUUCUGCUGGGGAAAGGAUAAUUAGAACAAGACGAGGUCUGUCAAGUAGGCCAGAAAUGCAGAUACACAUCAACAGAUGUACCUAACAUGUAUUUGCCUUGCCAAUUUGGUAGUACAUGCAGCUUCUUUUCUUUCUUGGCUCUUUCCUCCCCCACUUUCCACCAGCAUGUCCUCCACCAAAGCUGAGAGAUUGCUCGCUGUGGUCUGUUCUUUUCUCUAUGUGCAGAUCACCAGUUGCCGCUUUCAUCAAUGCAAAUGUACGGAAGAAACAAGGUCAUACACUUUGCCAUCAAUGUCAGGAUUGUUCAUUUCCCUAAAUUUUAGGGACAGUGCAGUAGCAAUAUUGGUGUCCCGCGACAAAUAGGCUGGAUGUGCAAGUUGUACCACGAGUCUGCCAAGUCAUGUGUGUUAUCUGCUGCUGUCGUUUGCAAGUUGCCUAGCAGAUUUGAUCAUUUGUUGUUAAGCAAAAAGUAUUAAAGCCUGCAGAAAUGAGGAACCCUCCCCUUUUGAGCUGUGUUGGCUGCUUUAGAUACAACUUUCAUGGAUAGAAUUUACUUGUCAAGAGCCAAGCCAACAGUAGUUUCUUUGAAAAAUCAGCAGGCUGGAAAGGAAUGUGUCAGAAUUGAGAGACAACUAUGUUCAUAGAUAGUACUGGUAGCUUGUUCUUUUCUGGCCAGUUGUUCAGUUGAACUGUUCAUGUUUCGCUUUACCUGCUUCUUGCUUGUGAUAUACACUCCUGCUUUUUCCAACAUAGAACACUAUUCUUGAUGAGCUAGGCAUGGUGUCUCUAAGCAAAUGGCCUUCUGUUUCAGGAACCAAGGUAGCCAUGAAGCUGGGCUUUUUCUGUGAGCACUGCGAUCUUAUUCAUUCUUGUAUGAUUGCACCAGCCAUGCAAAUGUUUCUAAAAGGCUCCAUAUGAGUACUUUCUUAUAUUCAUAGUUGAUUGUAUUUUACAUAACUUCUAAGUAGAUAAGUUUUAUCAUGUUAUUCCUAUUGGUCUUAGCUGCGAAUUUGUUGUGCUCGAGUAAAAAGAUCUGAAUCCUAGAGAUAGGAAUACACUGAAUGUGAGUGCACACCAGAUUUUCCUGUUGAUACAGUUGGCUUUUCUCUUUAACAGUGGUCCCAGUUCUUGUAUGGUUAUCCUAUCUCUGUUGAUGUUACAUCAUGUUUUUGGUCUUUGGUGAAACGAUCCACAGAGCAACAUGCUAAGUGGCUGUCUGCCUCUUGCAAACUGAGAGAACGAUUGGCCUUCUCAGGUGGGUCUUGUUUGGUUGUCUCUAGUCCCUACUUCAGUAGUAGUAGUAGUAUUCUUCUUCUCAGAACCUACUAUUGUCUUUGAAAAUGACUUUAGGCCAUAGACCAGUUCAAGGUCCAGGCUUGGACUAUUCACGUUUCGGGUUUCAAAUUAGUUUCUUUUUCAUAAUUUUCUUGCAAAACAAAAUAUAUUUUUCUUAAUAUAUUAUUAUAGGUUUCAAGCUGGAUCUGCGGGCCAAAUACUUGGACCCAAGUUCCAUUCGGAGCCUCAAAAGGCUGGACAGGCAGCCAUGAACAAGUCUGAAGUGCAGCAGCACCUGUAUAGAAUAUGAACAACUUUAUGUAUGUGUGGUCAGUUGCAGAGUGCAGUUGCCGCAAUACAUCACUAUGAAUGGAUAAUAUAGCUAAUCCUGUCUUUGUAAUAUCACUAUAUUUGUGAAUCCUUCUAAGUUUGCAGGUUGUAUGGCUGUGUGCUUCAGGCCACUGUUGCUGAUGCCGAGUGGGACUGUUAGAUAAGACAAUGCAUUUCACUCAAAGUUUCCCGGAGACAACAACACGGGUGCUAGGUUUAUUCCUUAUAACUUUACUCCCAAUUGAAUUGUGCCUCAAGAAUUUUGUGCGUGUGAGAUAUGCCGUACAUUGAUGUGGCUGUCUGUUGCAUAGCUGUCUGGUUUUAUGCAGGAGCACAUUCGUGCUACUGUAUUAUCCCUUAAAUUUUGGGUGGAGGAAAUAUCUCCAUGGUUGAUAAACAAAGCGUAAUACAUGGUUUCCUUUAGCUUGUUAAUUAGUUAUCAGUUAUCACUCCCAAGGGAUAAUGAUGUUUGCAAUGCUGCUGCAAGGAGCUGAUGAACCUUAUCAGUUAUCACUCCUAAGUGAGCUGCACAUGGAGAAAAGAUCGGAUCAGACAGUCCAAGUGAUUAUCUCAGCUUUGAUGGAAGAACAUGCAUGGUGGAAGGUGUGGGCGGAAAGGUGUCCGCCGUGGACAGGAAGGAAGCUGCUUGUACUCCCAACCUAACAAGGCAGAUCCAUGUUAGCCUGUUAGGAUUGCAGUGAGAUCUUGUCUCCUAUUAUUAAUCCAUGAUUCCAUCUUAUAGACAAGAACAGCCAAGCCAAGUCCAGGAUGAGUCGGGAGACGAAGGCGUUGUCUCCCGAGCAGUAUUACUCUCAUCACACUCGAGUGUCCCUUCCCUCCAUUCCUGCAGCUCAUGCCACUACCAGUGCGUCUCUACACUGAGGGGCCACUCCUCCUAUGUGUCUGGCCUCGCCGUCGAUGGCGACGCGCUCUACGUCGCCUCAUCGGACGGACACAUCAGGCUGUGGCCAUUGGACAUGGACGCGACCAUGAAACAGGACGACCAGCCCGGAGACUCUGUUGUGGCCAUCACCAGUAGCUCCAUAAAGUGCCUUAUGGUCACCGGCGAUGGUCUUGUCAGCUCCCACCAGGACGGCAAGAUCAGGGUGUGGCAGCAGGCCAGGCGGCGGAGCAGCGGGGGUUAUCACCACCACCUCACCCUGCACGCCGUGCUGCCGACGACCGCCGACUGCCUGCGCACGUUCCUGUUCCCCAAGAACUACGUGGAGGUCCGGCGGCACAGGAGGUGCACCUGGGUGCACCACGUGGAUGCGGUCACCGCGCUCGCGGUGUCCCCGGACGGCGCACACAUGUACUCCGUGUCCUGGGACCGGAGCCUCAAGGUGUGGCGUGUGCCUGGCCUCCGCUGCGUGGAGUCCGUGGCGCCGGCCCACGACGACGCCAUCAACGCCGUUGCCGUGUCGGCCGACGGGUGCGUCUACACCGGUUCGGCCGACAGGACGAUCAAGGCCUGGAGGCGCCACCCGGGGCAGAAGAACCUCACGCUGGUCGGCACCAUGGAGCGGCACAGCUCCGCGGUGAAUGCGCUGGCGGUAGGCGCCGGCGGGCAGGUACUGUACUCCGGCUCGUGCGACCGGUCCGUUGUCGUGUGGGAGGCCGACGCCAUGGGGGCCAUGGUGGCCAUGGACACGCUCAGGGGGCAAACCGAGGCGGUGCUGUGCCUGGCCGCCGCCGGGGCAAUGGUGUGCAGCGGGUCGGCUGACAGGACGGUGAGGGUGUGGAGGAGGCGGGGAGCCGGCGAGGGGUACUCCUGCUUGGCCGUCCUGGACGGCCAUGGCGCCGCCGUGAAGAGCCUGGCAUUGGUGUUGAUGGAUGGACUGCCUGCAGGAGGCGAUCACGGGCACGGCUGCUCGUGCAAGGACGAGAGCUCGCCAGCGUGUGGCUCCUCCGCUCUUGUUUGCAGCGGUUCGUUGGACUGUGAUGUGAAGAUUUGGAGGGUGACUUGAUUUUAGCCCAAAUUUACCUUUCCAAAAAAUUGUAUUGCAAAUAUUUUAGCUAAGGUUAAUAUUGGCUAAAAAUAUAAGAAAACUGGUCAUGGAUUAUUACCUGGCUAAUAUUUUGGCAAUCAUCUAAACAAGAGGCAAAAAUCUGGUCAUGGAUUGGCUUUGGUUAUAAAUCAAACACAUUCUAGUUUUUGCUGCAAGUACAACCAUGUGCUCACGGAGGUCUGCUGGCUUCUCCAACCAGUUCGUGGGAAGUACUAUCAUUUUUAUUUCAUGAAUGUUACAGGUGAUUCAUGUA